Molecule: messenger RNA, 920 nt
Organism: Motacilla alba alba
Lineage: Eukaryota; Metazoa; Chordata; Aves; Passeriformes; Motacillidae
Gene: GABARAPL1
Product: GABA type A receptor associated protein like 1
Exons: 5
Coding region: 139-498 (119 amino acids)
Biological process (GO): autophagosome assembly; autophagy of mitochondrion; macroautophagy
Cellular component (GO): autophagosome membrane; autophagosome; cytosol
Molecular function (GO): ubiquitin protein ligase binding; GABA receptor binding
Source: RefSeq, a predicted model, not a curated record
CCUGUGUCGGGGCGGCUCCCCGUGAGGCGGGAGCAGCCGGAGCUCGGCGGGUGGCGGGGUUGGGCGGAGGUCUUUGCGCAGCGCCGUCCGGUGCGGAGGCAGCCGCAGCAGCCGCGAGCGGAGGGACAGUCCGACGCCAUGAAGUUCCAGUACAAGGAAGACCACCCAUUCGAGUACAGAAAAAAAGAAGGGGAGAAGAUCCGGAAGAAAUACCCCGACAGAGUCCCCGUGAUUGUGGAAAAAGCACCCAAAGCCAGAGUACCUGACUUAGACAAAAGAAAGUAUCUUGUACCUUCUGACCUCACAGUUGGUCAGUUCUACUUCUUAAUCCGAAAGCGGAUCCACCUGAGGCCGGAAGAUGCUUUGUUCUUCUUCGUCAAUAACACCAUCCCUCCCACCAGUGCUACCAUGGGCCAGCUGUAUGAGGAUAACCACGAGGAGGACUAUUUUCUCUAUGUGGCCUACAGCGAUGAGAGCGUCUAUGGCAAGAAGUUCUGAAUAUUCUGAAGCAGAGGACAGACCCAGGAGGCUUUCUAGGAUAAAAGAGAAGACACAGGCAGAUGGUGUGCAUCUCUCUGCUGCUGGCCCACUUGUUCAUGCCAAGCACGUGGUUAAGCAUACUCAGGGGAGAAAGAGUUGGCGUAUGGGGUGCUUGGUUUUGUGUUCAGUCCUCCCCUUCCGCUGCUGGGUUUAAAUGACAUGUGGGACUAAUCGCAACUGUUUGUUACAUGUAGAGUUUACGAUUUAAUUUAGUUAUUUUACAGUUCUUUCAACUGAAUUGUGACAUUUCUGUUUUUGUGCUAGUAUUGUACAAGGUAAUGAUGGUAAUUUUUUGUGUUGGUUAGCUGCAGGUUCUUGUAAAAUAAAGUUCAGACUAGAGCUUAAUCAACUUAUCAAUAAAGAUGCAUUUGAAAAUCACA